Pocillopora meandrina is the source of this 6904-nucleotide messenger RNA. The record is from the annotation of a GenBank genome assembly. NCBI's taxonomy places the organism in Eukaryota, Metazoa, Cnidaria, Anthozoa, Scleractinia, Pocilloporidae.
AUGGACGAAGCUCUUACUGAAACAAAAGAACAUUUUUCGUCUCAAAAUGGAGCCGGUUGUGUAAAACGUUUUGACGAAGACCGAGAGAAGGUGCUAGUCCUUUUGACAUAUGGCCAGCAAGCAGGAGAAAAUGUCGAAAUGGAGACGUCAGGUGUUCUUUCUUCUGCUGCUAAGUCGCUUCAAGAGGAAAACGUUAAAAUAAUCGUCAUUGCCGUUGGGGAUGGAGUCUGCUUUACAGAACUUGUGAACCUAAUUGAACGUCCCCAUCACUUGUUCUGGCUUUUAUCUAUCAGUGACCAGAAAAAAGUCGCAGAGACUAUUGCAGAGGAAAUAGAAAAGACCUCAGGUGAGGAAACUUUCCCUAUCAAUGAAAUACAGUCAAACCUGUAUAAAACGGCACCGUGUUAAGCGGGCACCCUGUAUUCAGCGGUCGGUUGUCAAAGUCCCUAAAUUACUGUCAUUUUGAUCUCUAUUAAGUGUUUGCCUCAGCGGUCGUGAUCUGUUUGUAUUAUCUUCCAACUGUAUUGAAGGGUCACUUUAAGAGGAACCACUUAAAUAGAAUUAAAAAUGGAUCAAUAUCAGUAGCUGGGAACAGACCCUUAUAUAAAACUACCGUAAAAUUUUAACAAAACACCCCCUUAUAUAACUCGCCAUUGUUACAUAGCGACUAUUCAGAGGUACAAUUAAAAAUCCCUGGAUGUAAGAUACGAAUCUAAGACCCCUGGAAGUAACGAAAGCAUUUACGAUCAAUAUCGACAUCUGCGCGCAGACCCCUAGAUGUAAGAUUUUACGAUCGAUAUAAACAUCAGGACACGGGUUUGACAUGGAUGUGACAUUGUAAGGUCAAUAUCAACAUCUGAGCACACGAUACACACUAGAUGUAAAAGUUUACGAUCAACACGGACCCCUGAUCGUAAGAUUUUAUGAUCAAUAUCAACAUCUGGGCAUAGACUCGUCAUGUAAUACAUGUUCAUUUGAACCCCUGAUUGUAAGAACCCCUGAUCGUAAGAACCCCUGAUUGUAAGAACCCCACAGACCUGUCAUGUAAGACACCUUCAUUUGAACCCCUGAAUAUAAGGAACAACGAUCAAUAUCAAUAACUGGACACAGAUGCGUCAUGUAAGAUACACUGAUGUAAACCCCUGAUUGUAAGAAGCCCUGAUUGUAAGAAGCCCUGAUUGUAAUAACCCCUGAUUGUAAGAACCCUUGAUUGUAAGAACCCCAGAUUGUAAGAACCACUGAUUGUAAGACCCCCUGAUUGUAAGACCCCUGAUUGUAAGAACCCCUGAUUGUAAGACCCCCCGAUUGUAAGACCCAUGAUUGUAAGAACCCCUGAAUAUGAGACCCCUGAGUGUAAGGAAAAUUCACGAUCGAUGUCAACAUCUGCGCGUCGACACCUAGAUGUAAAAUUUAACGAUCGCAAUAAACAUCUGGGCACGGGUUUAAUACGAAUAUGAUCUUGUAAGGUCAAUUUUAACAUCUGAGCAGAGGAUACGCACUGGAUGCGAGAAUUCACGAUCAACACAGACCCCAGCCCAGAUCGUAAGAUUUUACGACCAAUAUCAACAUCUGGCCAUAGACUCGUCAUGUAAGACACGUUGAUUCGAAUCCCCGAUUGUAAGAACCCCUGAUCGUAAGAACCCCAGGUUGUAAGACCCCUGAUCGUAAGAACCCCUGAUUGUAAGAACCCCUGGUCGUAAGAACCCCUGAUUGUAAGACCCCUGAUCGUAAGAACCCCUGGUUGUCAGAACCCCUGUUUGCAAGACCCCUGAUUGUAAGAACCAAUGAAUUGUAAGACCCCUGAUUGUAAGAACCCCUGAUUGUAAGAACCCCUGAUUGUAAGAACCCCUGAUUGUAAGAACCCCUGAUUGUAAGAACCCCUGAUUGUAAGAACCCCUGAUUGUAAGAACCUCUGAUUGUAAGAACCCCUGAUUGUAAGAACCCCUGGUUGUAAGAACCCCUGAUUGUAAGAACCCCUGAUUGUAAGAACCCUUGAUUUUAAGACCCCUGAUUGUAAGAACCCCUGAUUGUAAGACCCCUGAUUGUAAGAACCCCUGACUGUAAUUAUAAGACCCCUGACUGUAAUUAUAAGACCCCUGACUGUAAUUAUAAGACCCCUGACUGUAAUUAUAAGACCCCUGACUGUAAUUAUAAGACCCCUGACUGUAAUUAUAAGACCCCUGACUAUAAUUAUAAGACCCCUGACUGUAAUUAUAAGACCCCUGAUAUUAAGAACCCCUAAAUGUAAGGCACAAAUUUGGAACCUCUGAUUUUAAAGUGUUGAUUUAAGCAUAGAACCCUUCAAGAAAAAUAUACAUUUAGGACUGUCAGUUUCAACACAAAUAUUUGGAGUGGUUUCAAACUUUCCAUGCUUUCAAAUCCCGUACGGGCCUGAAUUUCUUUUUCAGGUCCUAUUUUUUCAGGUCCUAUUUUCAACUACUCGUUUCAGUAGUGUUCUUAGCUGCAAGGAUCUCUUAAUUUCAUCUAUUUACCGCAGUGCAAAUAUAUGAAAUUCAUAAAUCUAAAAUCUUCAUUAUUCCGACAAUUCGAGAGUAUGUCACACAAAACAAAAGGGUAUUGAAAGUCACAUCUAAAAAUAGCCUUCGUUACACCGAUUCUAGUUUUCGAUUGGGUUAGCAGCAUGAAUCCUCUUCGUUUCCUGAGUGGCUUUCGGCCCUCCCCGCGAUUGAGCAAUAGGUGCCAUCUCAGUCACAAACAAAACUUUCUCGUGUAAUCAACAAUGAAACAAAUUGAAACUAGACGCAUAUUUGCGUUCACUCGGGCUUUCUGUUGGAAAAAAACUUGUUUUUUGUGCCUGCAUUAGUUUGUGUCUACCGUAAAUGCUAAGUGCAUAUUUUGUAUGCGUUUUGUGCGUAUUAUACACGGUCUCUGUGCUGAUUUUGCACCUAGAUAACUUCUCUUCUUCCGCCAUUACACGAUACUUAUCAGUCAAAACGUCGUGCAUGCGUGUUAAAGACUUGACUGCGAUUUGCAACUGAACGAAAAAAAAAACGAAGUGGGAAUUUCAAUUCGGGCGUUUCCUUUGGAAAGCCAGAGUAACAAAUAAUUUUUUAAUACUUGUGGUUAACUUUGUGACCUGAUUAUCCCUAAAAAUUCCGAAGAUACGCUUGAAUGGUCAACUCAAAUUAAAUCUUGACGAAUUUAUUUUGAAAAUAUCAGACUAUUCCUUAUGGUUUACUUGGUUCACUACGAUGGCGUGUUUCAUGUGUUUGUGUAAGCAACACCAAACAUCUUUCCCUGAUUUAUCACGUCUCCCAGCUCAUGACCUUAAUACGUUGCUUAACUUACAGAUAUUUUCACCUACACAACGAGGAAGGCGAUGUCAUUUGUUGAUUACGGACCCAAAUGGGGCCUUGGAGAGAAAAUCAGUGAGAGCCUAGAUGUUUUGGAGGGCGCCUUGAAUGUAGUGUGUCGAACGAAGAAACCGAAGCGAGAAGGUAAUGAAAAGAACGUAAUUAUAGGUAACGCAAGAAGGAGAAUCUAUGAAGGUUUAAAUGACUUUCACGAGUCAGCAAUCUUACACAGUAAUUUAACGGUUACUAUUGCUGUUUUUGGUGUAGAAGGUGUAGGGAAAAGUGCUCUCUUUAACUUCCUUUUGACUCAAGGAGUCCCUCAGAGCGAUCCAAAUAACCUAUUUAGCAGGCUCAGAGACGGACCUUUGCCCUCGGGUAAAGGUGUUAGACAGACACGUUUGCCCGUCUAUGUUACAAAAGGAAAACAAAUGCGAGUGGUCGUCCACAAAGAAGGAAAAGCUGAAGUAUGGUACCCUGACAAUGGACGGAGGAAUACGCUUUCUAUCGUUCAAAGCACUAAGCUGGUAAGGGAAUACAUCGAGCGCAAUUUUGCAAAGUGGGAACAGGAUGAAGCAUCUUACAUAGAGUUACAAGGCCCAUUUACCAUCUUGCAAGAUUUGGGAGAAAGAAGAACAACGUCUACCGGCCACCUUGAAUUGCUGGUUAAUGUACAGCUUCUGGAUCUACCAGGGCUCCGCGGCGACGAGAAAGGGGAUAAACUCCUUACCUCUGAGCUAAACAAAGCCGAUAUAAUCUUGUUUUUUACCAGUGGCCAACAAGGACGAGGCGUUAAAUCGAAUGACCUCGCAGAUAUUUUUCGACAGCAUGGACAGUUCGACGCCUCAUCUAGGCCAAGACUAGUUAAUGUUGUAAAGGCUGAGGAAUUUACAGAUGUCGAGAGACUGCGCAACGAGAACGAAAAAGCUCUCCUGGAAGAUGCUUGGCCGGUUUUCUUUGGCGAUGAUGAAAGCAAUAAAUGCUACAGGGAAGCCAGGGAGAAACUUCCCCAGCUCGGUGGAGAAGAGCUACUGAUGAAGCUUAAAGAUGAGAGUAAAGUUCUUGUGUUUCAUCCCAAAGACGAAGGUUUUUUGAAGCGCUUAAGGGAUGUAAUCAGCAGCCACGUUGAAAACGUAAUCAUCAAGAAGUCUUUCCACCCAUCUCUUAAGAAAGUCCAUAAGCUUGCGAAGGAGCUCAAUAAAGUAAUUUCCCAAAGUAGAGCAAAGGCUAAGGAGCCAGAGCAGAUAAAGAUAGGCCAUCGCCCUCCCCUAGAGGUAUCAUCUGACGACAUAGGGGAAGAAAGCGUUAUUGAUUUGUUUCUCAGCUCUGAAGAGUUCACCCAGCGGGAAAACCUCGAAAGAGUCUUCAAAGGGUUUUUGUAUAAAUUUGAAACCAUUGAAUUUAUCAAAAAGCGAUUGGAGGUUUCCCUUAAAGAUUUCAGUGAGUGCCUUAUCACUUUAUUUGAGAAUAAUUACAAUUCUAAAUCAAUAUCGAUCGCAAGUGGCCUUAAAGAGGUUGUGGACGUGUUCUGCCAAAGCAAAAUUGAACUUUUUAGCGCGUACAGAUUCAAACCCCUCUACUCCUCGAUUGUGAAAAAAAGGACGCCAACAAACGAUCAAGAGAAGAAGUGGCGGAACUCAACCGAGGAGAUGAGAGAAACCACGCUCAGAGACUAUUUAAAAGAUCUCAUCCACGAAGUCCUUGGUAGAUUGCUCAGAGAGCGAGGUAAAGAAGCGGAUAGUUCACCUUCAAAGGUAAGUGACUCACUGAUGGUUCGUGUGCAAGAUCUACUUGCUAUUACGUCCCUAGAUAACUUAGCAAGCAAACCUGAUAUUUCAAAGGUUCCCUUGAAAAAAGUGAUUGAUUUUUCGAGGGAGGCCAUUCGUAAGCAUAAUCCACAUUUUGACUUGUCCACCCUUGACUCAUAUGAUCAUACCAAAGCUUUUCCUGAAGAAAUGAAGAUGCGUUCUCAAGACGUGUUGAAGAUCGCAACGAAAUCUUCUCCCGAACAGAUUGUUAAAGACAUGGAACACCAACUGUCGUCAGGAAGAGGUGACCUUAUUAGGGAACUAGGAAAAAAAUUAAAGCUCGAGAAACGUUCUCUAGACCCUCCCAGAACAAACCUAGAGGUGGAUGAAGGAAAGUGGCUGUCAGCUCUACUCACUGUGCUUAGUGACCAAGAUCAUUUUGAUGUUUCCCUUGACGAUAAGUUUAAAUUGGAUGAGAAAAGCGAAGCGUCACUUUUGAAUUCCGCUAGAAAGCGCCUUUUUGCCUUCCAGAAGUCACGUGUCAAGUGCGAAAUAGAGGUAACGAACUCCAUUCCUGAAAGAGAAAUUCACGUAGAGAAGCAUAAAGAAUUUCAAAACGUCCUCGCAGCUUCAAUGUCCACUUCAACAAGGAAACUGAUAGACGAUAUCUGUACGAGCUUUACAAGUUGCCAGGUCCAACUGGCACCUAUAUUCAUUCCCACCAUCCGCCCCGGGCCAGAGCGUUCAAGGACAGGAAAUUAUUUUCUGGAAGAGAAUCCUUGGGAUGCGAGCGAGGAUGAAACGCCCAUAGAAGAAAACUUUGAAGGCAAGCUCAAAUUUAACAUUUUUCUAGUAGUAGAAAAGCAACAUUUGAAAAAAAUUAAGUCUACCAUACAUAAAAAGACUCUACCAUCGGAUAGGGAAAUAAAUUUAACGUACGUUGUGUUGCCUGGAAAUGGACACGGAAUUGGUGUCUCAAGGGCAGUAAUCAAAAGUCUUGCUGAAUGCUUCAAGUUUGAUCUCUACUGGACAAUCGAUGAUGACAUAAAAUUCAUGUACCAGUUCAACGAGGAUGACCGCAAAUGGCAUAAGUGUACGUUUGCCAGAGGACUACUGUUCGGUCAGCGAGUGUUCCACCACUGUCGGCAAACAACCUUUAAACAGCCUUCCCAAGAUGCCAUGGAUAACCUCCGAGAUCAAACUCAGGCGCUUUGGCCUGACCAGGCUAAAAGGUCACAAACGUUCAGAGAAGCCCGAAGAUUACUUAGUGAUGAUGAUAUAAAGAAAGUAAGGGAUAGCCCAGGUCUCUUACACUCUCCAUUCACUACUGAGAACAUAUCGAAAGAUUGUGAAGGAGGUAACAUUGGCAGUGAUGAACUCAGUAAAAUUGAGAAAAAGUUUGUAGAGAGCUGCAGGAGCCUUUUAUUUAGUGAAGAAGUCAACCGCAUUGCUGGGGUUUCGAUCGCCCACAAAGCUUCUCAGAGGUUUGAUAUCAUGGGUGUGCACCCAAGUGCGCAUUUCAUGCCAAGCAAACAGCGUUACCAAGUCGUUCUUCAUAACACAUGUGCUUUGAAAGAAGUGAACUAUGUCACCGACGACAUGAUUUUCCAUGAAGGUGAAAAUCAAGUCAAAGACCCAAACUGCCGCAACACUCCUUACUGGGGAAUUAGGCAUAGUGACAAGUCAUUCUGUCGUGCCCUUGAAGUCAAGGGUGUCACAGGAUUUCAGGUUAUCUGCGUCAACCACGAACACGAAAAAGAUUUAGUCAACGUUUUCCAAAGGUUUGGUCAUUCGUAUGAAGACUCGAACUCACCCUAUGGAAGUGACAAUCAAAAUUAUGCUUGA